CCACCUUUAGAAGCCCUGGUACACUUACUGCUUCGCUUUGUCCUCUAUGUUGUUCUCCUCUUUGUCCCCAGAGAGGAGCUAUGUCUGGGUUCCAGUCAGCCUGGAGUCUCCUAUAAACCCGUCAGUAAUGGCACGGCGGGCCGCAGACCCACCCUCAUUGAACCUGAGCGGCUGAAGGACUUUGGUGAGGAAGACCUCCUCAAUGGGGACGUGAAGGUCCAUGACACCAAAGUGUCGAAGAGCCCUGAGUUUGUGCUCAUGGAGCCUCCAAAAACCAGACGACUCAGUGAGUUCAGGAUUGUCACCAGACCGCCCCCCGAGUACCUCCGCUUUGAAGACAUCAGCGCUGCAGCCUUCAGGAUCCAGACAGGGAUCCAGAAGACACCCUGCACGUACUCCAGACUGUCUAAACAGUAUGGCUUGGAGAUCUACCUGAAGAAGGAGCACCUGCACUACACAGGCUCAGUGAAGGAGAGAGGAGUCUUGUACCUGCUCACCUCCCUCACUCAGGACCAGCAGAGGAAAGGAGUGAUUGUGGCAACUGACUGUAACUUCUCCAUGGCCGUGGCUCAUCACUCUGUGGAGCUGAAGAUCCCUGUGUUCGUCAUCAUGCCAUCAAGCUGCUCCUCGCCUCGCCUCAGGAUCUACAGAGACUAUGGAGCCAUGGUGAUCUCCUACGGCAGCACUGGCCAUGACUCCCAGAAACACGCCCGCCACUUGGCCACAGAGAACGGAUAUAUGUACCUGGAAGAGGAUGAGAGUGCAUCAUAUCUGGCAGGUCUUGGCACAGUGGGCAUGGAGAUCUAUGAACAAGUUCACAAACUGGAUGCAGUGAUUGUUCCUGCAGCUGGGCAGUAUGGCCUACUGACCGGUACAGCUGCUGCCAUUAAACACCUCAACUCUAAAGUUCUUGUCAUAGGUGUUGAACCUGAAAGUUUCCCUCUGCUGUUACAAUCUCUGAAAACUGACAGUCCAGUCAAAGACUUGCACAGCAAACCCAACAGGAAACUCUAUGGAGAUCUUGUGGAGCGCUCACUCGGUGAAAAUACCUUCCAGCUUGCCAAGAAACUUGUGGAUAAAGUCAUCUCUGUAAGUGAAGAAGACUCUUUGGUGGCCAUGCUACGGUUCCAAGAGUUUGAACGCUCCACAGUGGACACAGAGGGAGCUAUGGGAUUGGCGGCCAUCUUGGCUGGACAACUACCUGAACUAAGAGGCAAAAAGGUGGCUGUAGUGGUGAGCAGUGCGAACAUGGAUCUGGAGCUGGUUCGGCAGUGUGUGGACCGGGCUCUGGUGCUGGAUGAUCGGGUCAGUAAGUUCUCGGUGCAGCUGGGAGAAUGGCCAGGAGACAUGGCUAAGCUGCUGGACUUCCUGUCCAGAGAAGACGUCAGGUUGUUGGACGUCUGCCAUCGGAGACAAGGUGACAAGACGGACCUCUUCAAGGCAAAGGUGGAGUGUGUGGUGGAAACCAGAGACAGGACACAGAGCGCUCAGCUGCGUAAGACACUGGGUGAGCGCUACCCGUCUGUUUGCUGGCUGGAACGGUGAUCACAACAACGAAAUAAGUACAAACUAUUACAACACCAAAGAGGGAGAGAAAAUGACAUAGUCAUAAUAUGUGCAAUGACAUGCUAACACAUCCUGUAAGAUGCACGGCUGUAAUUUAUGACCUCUGUUUAAUGGAUCUCAUUAUCUCAUUGUGACAACUGCUGUUAGCCAGACAAAUGUGUGUAAAGAAAAGCCUUGAGAUUAUAGACUGUUCAUGUUAUUUCUGUUAUUAAACUGCUAUUGAAGCAAUACUAGACAGCAGGGAUUACUGUUGUGCUACAUAUCAGCUAGCUAAGAUUAGCUGUGCUGAUAUCCAGUACAACAGCACACGUAUUGCGUUUAUACAGCAGUUAUACAUGCUGCAUAUCAUAGUAAUAAGCACUGAGCAACAGCAGAUUAUUAUUUUGUGUUUAUGUAAUUCUUCAUUAUGCUCCACCAACACACAAAUGACUACUACACCUUGACUUGAACUGGACUGUUGCCAAGCAACAAAUACAAAUGUACUUUUGUAUUAAAUACAUUUAUCUGUAUGUGGCCAUUUAUAUUGUGCAACCAGUGAAAUAUAUGUCUGUGGACUGUUGCUUUAUCGGCCUGUGUGAGACUGUUUAUUGUAACUAACUUAAAAUACUGUGAACACCUGAAGCAGAGUUGCUUCCUCUAGUUGAAGUGCUGUUGUACUCUCUAUUAGCACUGUUGGGAUGCCUCUUGUCCAAUCAAAUCACUUGAUCAGAACUAACUGUUGUAUAUCGUUCUUCACAGACCACACCUUGUUAGUAAAGAUGUAUAAAGAUGUCAUAGUUUUAUCACAGUGGGAGAAUAAACUGUAGCUAUGGGCCCCUUUCUGAAUCAAGUCCACACUACACACCUCCCUAAACUACCAAAAAUAAAGAUAUAUUUUUAUUUAUAUUGUUUUUAAACUGUUGUACAUAUUUGUGUAUAUACUGUCUGAGAUGGUAGUAAAUCCAAGCGUGUGUUCUGCAAAUAAAAAUGUAUC
Messenger RNA from Notolabrus celidotus (New Zealand spotty), 2539 nucleotides. Its product is annotated as L-threo-3-hydroxyaspartate ammonia-lyase. Lineage: Eukaryota; Metazoa; Chordata; Actinopteri; Labriformes; Labridae. The transcript is spliced from 11 exons. Gene Ontology annotation, molecular function: L-serine ammonia-lyase activity; threonine deaminase activity. Bases 259 to 1545 code for a protein of 428 amino acids. The record is from RefSeq and is a predicted model, not a curated record. Gene Ontology annotation, biological process: L-serine catabolic process; L-threonine catabolic process.